This is a messenger RNA of Xyrauchen texanus (razorback sucker), 5313 nucleotides long. Its product is annotated as cyclin-dependent kinase 15-like. NCBI's taxonomy places the organism in Eukaryota, Metazoa, Chordata, Actinopteri, Cypriniformes, Catostomidae. Bases 74 to 1462 code for a protein of 462 amino acids. The record is from RefSeq and is a predicted model, not a curated record. The transcript has 14 exons. Gene Ontology annotation, biological process: protein phosphorylation. Gene Ontology annotation, cellular component: cytoplasm; cytosol; nucleus. Gene Ontology annotation, molecular function: ATP binding; cyclin-dependent protein serine/threonine kinase activity; cyclin binding.
UUCCCAUGCAAGUCAUAUGAGUUAUAGGGCUUAAUCACAGAUAGAGAGAGUGAGAUAGGGAGAAGGUUUGGUUAUGGAGGAUUUCCUGUGGAGAGUGAGGGUCUGGGGGUCUGUGUGUUUGAGAAAGUGUUGUUGGUGUUGUGGAGAUAAGAGACAUAAUGAAGUCAGAAGAGAAGACAGAGUGGAAACAUUUGAGAUGAGUGUAGAAGAGUUAAAAGAAGGGAUAAAACCCGAAGAGAAGCCAUCAAAAACUUGGAGUGUGUCUUCCCUCCCCACUGCUGAGCUUUGUGAGUUGGACGGGGUGGAGAAACCACAGCCGCACUGGUUUCACACGCUGCAGGUGCGACGGCUCCGAGUUCAGAGGGGCCGCAGUAACAGCGAUCCGUUGGGAGGAAAGAGCUUCCAACAAGAGUUUCAGUGGAAAACCGGCCUGCAGUUUGGAAAUGCAACAUCUUACUUGAACCUUGAAAAACUUGGAGAAGGAACAUAUGCCACAGUGUACAAAGGAAUUAGCAGAAUUAAUGGCCAUCUGGUGGCUUUGAAGGUGAUUCACAUGAAAACUGAGGAAGGAAUUCCAUUCACAGCCAUUAGAGAAGCCUCCCUGUUAAAAGGCCUGAAACACGCCAACAUCGUCUUGCUCCAUGACAUCAUCCACACUCGAGAGUCUCUUACCUUCGUCUUUGAGUAUGUGCAAACAGAUUUGGCUCAAUACAUAAUUCAGCAUCCUGGCGGACUUCACUCGUACAACGUCAGGCUGUUCAUGUUUCAGUUGUUGCGAGGAUUGUCUUUUAUUCAUAGCAGAAGAAUUCUGCAUCGAGACCUCAAACCUCAGAAUCUGCUCAUCAGUUAUCUGGGAGAGCUUAAACUCGCAGAUUUUGGACUGGCACGCUCUAAAUCCAUACCAUGCCAAACAUACUCUGCAGAAGUCGUGACUUUAUGGUACCGACCGCCUGAUGUUCUCAUGGGCUCCACUGAUUACUCCACUGCCCUGGACAUCUGGGGAGUUGGCUGCAUUUUCAUUGAGAUGCUACAGGGGUCAGCAGCGUUUCCUGGAGUAGCCGAUGUCUUUGAACAGCUGCUGAAGAUCUGGGCAGUUCUCGGCGUUCCGACCGAGGAAAGCUGGACAGGUGUCAGUGAUUUGCCAAACUAUAAACCAGAGUGGUUCCUGUCCUGCAAGCCCAAGCAAUUUCGAGAUGUCUGGAAAAGGCUCGCACAGUUACCUUAUAAGACGGAGGAUCUGGCCCAGCAGAUGCUGAUGAUGAAUCCAAAGGACAGGAUUUCAGCCCAGGAUGCAUUGCUGCACCCAUAUUUCAGCACUCUUCCACCUCCGUUAAUGCAUCUAAGGGACACUGUGUCCAUCUUUAAGGUGCCGGGCGUGAGGUUAGAGGUGGAAGCAAGGGAUAUCUUCAUUCCGAGCAGACGGAUGAAAUCACCUCUCGCUCCUUUAGCCAAGUGCUGGUGAAAGAUUACUCUUUGCAAAUAAAAAAAGGGGACUCUCCUCAACCACCACCAGUAUGCAGCAUUCAACAGGAUGAUGCGACGGCAGCCAUAGUGCACCAGUACACUCAACACACACCAGCUAUUGGUGGACAGGAGAGAGGAGAGUGAUGGAGCCAAUUCAUGGAUGGGGAUUAUUAGGAGGCCAUGAUUGAUAAGGGCCAAUUUAACAACCACAGAGAAUCAGGACUUCAGUUUAAUGUCUCAUCCGAAAGACAGUGCUUUUUUACAAUAUAGGGUCCCGUCACUACACUGGGGCAUUUAGGACACACACAGAUUGCAGUGUGAGCACCCCCUGCUGGCCUCACUAACACCUCUUCCACUUUGUGUGACGAUAAGAAAGAAAUUUAAAGGGAUAGUUCACCCAAAAAUAAAAAGUAUUUCAUAAUUGACUCACUUGACCAUCCCAGAGGUGUAGGACUUUCCUUCUUCUGCAGAACACAAAUGAAGAUCUUAUUCAAGUUGAAAAUAUUUCAGCUCUGAAGGUCCAUACAUUGCAAGUGAAUGGUGACCAGACCAGAAAUCACAUGAAAGCAGCAUAAAAGUAAUCCAUAUGACUUCAGUGGUUUUAUAUAUGUCUUCUGAAGUGAUGCAAUCAAUUUGGGUGAGAAACAGAUCAAUAUUUUUUCUAUAAAUCUCCACUUUCACUUUCAAAACUUAAAUAUUGACCUGUUUCUUACCCACACCUAUUAUAUCGCUUCUGAUGACAUAGACUUAACCACUGGCAUUGUAUGGAUUACUUUUAUGCUGCUUUUAUGUGAGUUUUGGAGCUUAAAAGAUCUGGUCACCAUUCACUUGCGUUCUGCAGAAGAAAGAAAGUCAUGUACAUCUGGGAUGGCAUGAAAGUGAGUUCAUUUUGAGAGAUCUUUAUUGACUCAUUCAUAUCGAAUCAUUAAUAAAGAUACAGCGUAAUGUCAUGAUGUUUGGUCAUGAGACGCAAUGAGAAACAGUUUGAUGUUUUUGAUGUAGCUGCUAUGUUAGAUUCAAGCACUUUAUUAAUGUUUUGACAUUAUUUGAGAGUGAAUAACAACUUAAAUUGCGUGCUUUCAGCUUGACAGAUGAGAGUUACUAUUCACUUUCAUGACUGGCAAAUAAACUGUAAAAAGUUCCCCAAAACAAAUUAAGUCAUGUGGGUUUAGAGCAACAUUUGGUAGUAAUUACAGCAAUGGUGAUUUUCAUUUUUGGGUGAACUAUUCCUUUAAACGUGACACUAUGUUUCAGCAUGACAGUCAGUGUGUAUGUUGUUUAUUCAGAUCCAAAUCAGCUGUAACAAAUAUGUGACUUUUAUUAAGAAUAAUCAGACUGCAAUUUCGUAAGAUUUAUGUUUUUAAAUGUCUGAUUGAUAUCAUCUAAGAGAGUACUUAUUGGUAGACAGAUUUACACAGUAGUGGUCAAAAUACAGUGUCUCCGAGCACAAUGGCACAGAAACUGUAUUCCAAACACAUUUCAUGAUACAUAUAGCUUGUUCAUUCAGAAAGGAUCAGGUCAAUACAUCUGCAUUCCUGGCUGUCAGCUAAGACCAGGGGUGCCAAACUCAAUUUAGGUCAAGGGCCAGAUUGGACUAAGCGUCACUGUAUAUGGGCCACACUGUGAAUACGUGUGUAUAUACUGUAUAUAUACUAUAUAUAUACUAUAUACAGUACUGUGCGAAAGUCCAGUCUUAGGCACAAAAGAUGUUUCACAAAAGCCUUUGUCUUAAGAUGGUUAUUUAUAUCUUCAGCUUUAGUGUGUCAAUAGAAAAUAUAAAUGCUAGAUACACAAACAUUACUUUUGCAAAAAGAAAAUAUUAGAAUAGAAGAACAGGGAGCCCUGCAACAAAUCCCAUUGCCCCACAAAGCCCCCCACUGAACAUCGUGUCAGUCUGAGAUUACAUGAAGAGACAGAAGCAAUUAAGACUGAAAUAGAUAGAAAAACUGUGGUAAAUUCUCCAAGAAGCUUGGAACAUCCUAUCUGCCAAUAACCAAGAAAAACUGUGUUCAGGCACACCAAAUAUUGGUGCUGUUUUAAAUGCAAAGGUGGUCGCACCAAAUAUUGAUUUAGCUUUUUUCAUGUUUACUGGGCUUUCUAUGACAUUAAGUGAUAAUCAUGUAUUAUAAUUAUAAAACCAUUAAUUACAAGAAUUGUCUAUCUGAUCUUAAUGCUAUCAUUAGAACAACAAGUGAAAUGACUGAAUUCAGUUUUUAACAAAUUUUGUACAUAUAACAGUUCUUGUUUCUUUGUUGUGGUGGUGGCGGCUUAGUGGGCUAGAGCACAUAACUGGUAAUCAGAAGGUUGCUGGUUCUAUCCCCACCACCACCAACAUUGUGUCCUUGAGCAAGGCACUUAAUUCCAGGUUGCUCCGGGGGAUUGUCCCUGUAAUAAGAGCACUGCAAGUCGCUUUGGAUAAAAGCGUCUGCCAAAUGCAUGUAAAUGUAAAAUGUUUCAUUUUGGCAUGACAGCGAGCACAGACUUGCAGAUUGGUAAGUGAAUCAGACAUACACUAGUGGCCAAAGGUUUGGAAUAAUGUACAGAUUUUGUUUUUUUGGAAAGAAAUUGCCACUUUUAUUCACCAAAGUGGCAUUCAACUGAUCACAAAGUAUAGUCAGGACAUUACUGAUGUAACGGGAGGAUUUUUUGUUGAUAACUCUUUAAAGUAGUUUAAGUUAAAAAAAUAAAAUUGUAAUAGUAAUUUUCACAUUAUUAAUGUCCUGACUAUACAUUGUGAUCAGUUGAAUGCCACUUUGGUGAAUAAAAGUGGCAAUUUAUUUCCAUAAGAGCAAUUCUGUACAUUAUUCCAAACUUUUGGCCGCCAGUGUAAUUCAGCUACUGUGUUUCAAUGAGUUUAUUCAGUGAAGGAUACGUCAGAUUGAUUCAAACCAAUAACUCUUGAGUUGGCAAGUCAUUCGGAGAAAUUCUUUGAAAGUGUCAGCUCAUAAGAUUCAUUUAUUGGUUUUGAGGACUGUUUUUGAUUUCAAUUACAACCCUGCUUGGUAAAAACAGUAAUUCUGGAAACAAUAAUAAAGUUAUUAAUGUCGUGGGGAAUUAAAAGAAAUUCCACCAAUGAUGCAAGUUAUAACAUCCAUGUAAAACCAUAAAUUAUAAUGUUUAUCUGCCCUGCUGUAGCUAAAAAAGAUCAUCACAAGCAAAGAUUCAAUCAGUGUCAAUGUGACUCUUCCCAGCUGAUGUAAAGAUGUACAGCAAUAUUGGUCAGCAACAAACAGUUGUUCUAUUUGUUAAUAUUCUAUUAUGUUCUAUUAGCUUCAAGCAAUAGUCACAGAUCUCAUAUCUGGCUCAAUGCUUUUGUUAGUGAACGUUAUCUGCGAUACUGUGACAAUUGUGCGUGUUUGUAAUUUCAUGAAAUUAUUUUAAAUCCCACUGUGUAUUAAUGUCAAAAUAAAUAUUGUAAACAUUACAGUUAGCUUGUCUGUCCUUUAGAUUUACUUUCCGUGCCACCACUGUGGUGUUGAACGAGGAGGCACUUAAAGGAAUAAUUCACCCAGAAAUUAAAAUGUUGUCAUAAUUUACUCAAAGUUAUGCUGUUCCAAACCCAUAUGACUUUCUUUCUUAUGCAGAAAACUAAAUUUGAAUAUUUUACGGAUAUUGUGGUCCAUCUUUUCAAUACAAAACAAAGUAAAAGGUGCACUCAGUAAGUUUUUGUUCACAGUGGCUUGGAUGCAGCAUCAUUCAAACUCAGUAGUUUUUAGUUACUGAUGCCAUUGCAGAAGUGGACUAUUCACAGUCAGCCAGGAUUAAUUAAAUCCCUGAAUGAAAGUGUCAAUAACAGUGCGGUUACUGAGAUCAAACGAGUAGUAUUCAGCUGGUCAUGUGAUUUUAAAA